Messenger RNA from Meloidogyne enterolobii, 2118 nucleotides. The record is from the annotation of a GenBank genome assembly. NCBI's taxonomy places the organism in Eukaryota, Metazoa, Nematoda, Chromadorea, Rhabditida, Meloidogynidae.
AUGAAAGCAAUUCGAAUGGAUAUAGAUUUGAGUAGUUCUGGACUUGGUAGUGGUGGUUCAACACCUUUGGAAGGAAAUGGAGGAGGAUUAACACGUAAUGGAAGACCGUCGUCUUUUGGAAAUGUUUUUGCUAGUGGAGGAGGGGGAAAAGGUGGAGGAACAGAUAAAAUAACUGCUACAACUACAGCAACAACUAUGGCGGGUGAUGAAUUAUCUGUUAGAGGUGCCACAGUUUUACGUACUGCCCCACCAACAGCCUUCACAAUAUCAUUCAAUGAUGAACAUGCUCAACUUGGAGGUCAAGUCUCUAUUGCAGAAGUUUCAUUGCAAGAAGCAGCACGUCAAGCGCCUAAAGGUCGACGUCUUAUGUUGUCACGCAAAAAUGAAAAUGUCAACAAACAAAAGCAGCAACAAUUACAAGAUUCUGGUUCUGAAUGUGGAGGAGAUCCAAAACGUUGGUUAUUUCGAAAAAUGAUGAUGGGACGUAAAGGGGAAACGGCCACUAAAAGUAGUGAUAGACGAAGACGUCGUAGUGGAAGUGCUAUAUCUGAGGCAACAACUUCAACAACAAUGAGUGGUGGGGGUGGACAUGAAACAACAACAGAAGAAGGGCAAGAAGAUUUGGCAUCAGAAGCGGGUACUUAUGUAGUUGAAAAUAAAAUAAAAACAACGGAAGCAACAACAACAAAUGAUGUAAUGACAACAAGUCAAAUAAGUGGAGUUAGUAAUAAAAGUAGUAAUAGAACAACACAGAGAUGUUAUGAUAGUGAUUCUGAUUCAUCUUCUUCAACACAUGCUUCUACACAUACUUCAUCAACUGGGCGAACUCCUUCACCUGGUAACCCUCCUAUUUCUGCUACAACAACUACAACAAAUAUUCGUCCACCUCUUACAAUUAGUGGGCAAGUUGGAAAGCGGUCUUUAAUGAGUGAUUUGCGUCAAUUAAGAGAAAGUGGACAGAUUGAAAAACCUUCAAUAAUUAAUCAACAAUCUGCUUCUAAUAUCAAAGUUUCCAAUAAAAAAAUUCCUCCCAAAACACUUGGGGUGCUUCCAACAACUACUAAACUUGCUUCAACAGCUCCCCCAAUUCCCCCACAUCGUGGUAAUUCUGCUGGUGUUACAACAACAAAUUCAAAUCAAAAUCCAAAGAAGAAUACAACCGUGUUUGCUUCAAAUCCAAUUCCAUUUAGUCGUCCAUGUCGUUGUCCUACACAACAUCAACAACUGCAGCAACAACAACAGCAGCAAGCAUUUAGAAGAAAUGAUGGUGGUCGUUUUUCAAUGCGUCCAACAUCUGCAACACGUGCUAACACAAAUGCUUUAAGGCAAACAGCAUCGUCAAAUGCUGCUAAAUUAAAAGCUGCGGAAGAAGAAAAAAUGUUGGGUUGGUUGCGUCGUAAAGAAUAUGAUCCACGCAGAGCUGUUGCUGAAGCAGAACAACAACAACAACAGCAGCAACAUUUAUUAUUGCAACAACAACAAUUAAGAAAACAACAAGAAGCAUUUACUUCAAAUCGUUCAAUUUCUGCAACAUUAACAAACCAAGAACAACAACAAAAUUCAAAACAACAAAGUUCAUUUUCCCGUUGGAAGGCUGCUCAACAAAAACAACAACAAGUUUCAACUAAACCACCAUUAGAGUCUCAUCGUUCCCAUGAUGAAUUAAAUAGAUUAGCUGAAGUGUGUGAUGAUGAAGAUGAUUCUAUUGGCUUGACAAGUGAUUCGUGUAAUACUAGUCUUCAAAGAACAGUUGAUGAACUUACUCAAAAAUGUCAUAAAAGCAUUGCUUUACUCAAGCUUUGUAAUCAAUCUUCACUUUCUCCAUCUGUAGAACAUUUACUUGAACGUGUUGCACAAACAGGAGUUUUAACUGAAGAAGGAAGCAAAAUAAGGGGAGGAGGAGGAGAUGUUUCUUGUGCUGGAAAAAGCGGUGUAACCUCUUCUAACGAAAAUAUUUCUGAUCGUUUAGAACAGCUUAGUUCAGCAUUUGAUGCUAUACAAAAAUAUUUGGAAGAACAAACAACAACUACAUUUUCUGGUCAACAAAAACAACAACAAUCACCACAACGUACAUUUAGUGGAACUUUUGUAGUGAAAAAGAGUCGGUCUGGAGGGUGA